AUGGGUUUGCGCCGGCAGCUGGUGCUGCAAACUGCAUGCCUUUUGUUGCUUCACCUGCCGUGCUCAACGUUUAGCACCUUUGACUGCAGUCAGGGCGAAUCAACAGUGUUUGCACUUCGAGAUGACGGCGCAGGCGUCUAUGAUAUUGCAGGCCUUCUUCCAAACGCGACGUGGCAACGGCUUUUUCAACUGGACGUGGGAGCUGGACAGGUGAAUGCCUGCGAGGUUAAUCCGCAAGACUCAAUACUGUAUUGCCUCAUCACGUACAGCGACGGUGUAUUCGUAGCACGUGUUGCAGAGAAUCGGACUGAGCUCGUCGCACGCCUGCCGAGUGGCACGAGUGUCCGAUCGGCCGCGUUUCGAAGCGACGGCACUCUCUAUGUUGCAGGCAACACGACCAUCAGCUCUUUAGAAGGUCUUGCGUCUAUUUCGGAGCCCAACGUGACUGACCGGACUUGGUCUGCCAACGUCUCACAUGGCAUCCCGCCGACAGCGGUCGGCGGCAUCGUUGUAUACAUGGAAGACACUUCGACUUACGUCGCGAGUAUGGUGCCUUCCGGAUUUCUGCGCUGGCACGAGGGCUCGGGAUUCCAGUCCUUUACCGUUUCAGGAGCUCCAGUUGGCACCUACAGCAUGGCUUGGCAAUUUGGCUCCAGGCUGCUCUUUGCCACCGAGAGCGCCAUGGUUGAAGUCUUUCUGGACUCUCUGGAUUUCACGGCUAUGACGGUGCUGGCGCGGGGCGUCCUGGCUUUGGACUUCCAAAGUCUGCUGGGUGGUAUCAGCUGCUCCUCCGUGCCGCCAUCCUUGCCCUACAGCUGUAGUGCUGUGCCGAACGUAGCUCUGCUGCCUGAAACAGCCCUACAGGAUUGCGGCUCGGACCCUCUAAACGGCUCCACCUGUCCGUUCAACUGCACCAACGGCCUCUCGCGCGCUGGGCAGUUGACAUGCGUGAAUGGAUCUUGGGUCGUGGACGGGGCAGAUCCCCCUCGUUGCAUUCCUCCUUGUCAGAAUCUUCCGGGCGAGGAAGAUGUUAGAACACGAACGACACUUAUCGGCUAUGAGUUUGGAUACUGGGCAUCGCCGACUGUGUCAAGCACAAGCACGACCACUACGCUGCCAUGCGACCGGACUCAGGCACAGAUGUGCCUGGAGGCGGUCAUAUCAAUCACGGAUAUCGAGCUAUUCUGCGUAGCACUGCCCGCUGCCAUUACAUGCCUGCGAGAUGCUAGCUGUUGCUUGGAUGCUGAGCAGCCGAUCGAAGGGAGCAUCAACAGCUGCUUAGAUGCCGGACUGCAAGUUGAAAACGCUUGUGGGAAGCAGUUGGAUCUGGACGAGACCUGCGACGCAGACAGUGCCGCUGCGAACUGUCUUGCUGGUGUCCCGGAGACAAUGAACUCCAACGAAAGCUGUCUCGAGCUGGCGCGGGCACCCCUGUGUCUUUUCAGCAAAUCUUGCUGCCCUCUCCUUUCGAAUAUCGCGAAUCUAGAGGCGCAGGUAAGCACCUGCGCUUCGUUAGGUGUCCACGUCGAGAACCCGUGCCAAGAAGAAGAGCUUCCAAUCGCAAAUGAGGGAGCGAUUUUCAGGGAGAGCUGUCGAAGCCCGAGGGUGCCGGCUGACGACAGCGUCUCGGAGGAGGACUAUGUCUGCAAGGAUGGAUCAUUUUCUAUAUUGGGGGCAUCCAACCUGACCUGUGUAGACCUUCCAUGCCACCUGAGUUCACACCCAGACGGUGCAUACGAUUGUGUACUGGAUGGGCAGCCGGGCCCUCUUCAGCUGAUAGAAGAUGUGGAGGGCGAGGGAUAUUUAGUGCCCUUGGGCGCUGCCUGCUCACUUCGCUGCGAUGCGGACUACCAGCAACCAGUUCCGCCGGUGGAGUACCGAUGUGCAUAUGCCGAGAGGGCCUAUCCUGACAUCAUCUACUUGUCGGAGCUUGUGUCCUCCAGCGCAGUUCCGCGGAUGGUCGAGCGGAGCUUGUCCGGGAGUCUGCAACCUCUGGUAACGAGCCAGGUUUGCAUGGACAUCAACUGUACGUUGCCGACUUUGGAUGACCCUCUGCAGCCAAAUAUUCUCAGUAUCAAUUGCACAGGUAUCUCCUACAACUCCACGUGUGCCCCCGUAUGUGCCGCGGGCUAUCAGUCAGACGGCCACGAGCUGCGUUGUGCUGCGGAUGGCCAAUUCCAAGGCUUUCUUCGCUGCCUUCCACUGCCUUGCUCUGGAGAGCCACUGUGGUCGCCAGGAGAGCUGAAGGAUCCAGCCUGUGCGGGGCGACCGCACGGCGCUGUCUGCGACAUCCGCUGCUCGCCAGGGUAUGAUCCGGACCCCGAGGCCACCCACUACGUCUGCGAGGCUAGCGAGUGGCGCAUCGAGAACGGCAAGUCCACGCCCUGCGUAGAGAAAUCUUGCCCGGAGGCGCCGCAGAUACGGAACGCAUUGCCUAGCAGUCUGCUGACCUGCGCCGGCCAGCCUGGCGGGUUCAAGUGUCCCGUCGAAUGCAUUGAGGGUUACUCCUUCACCGGCAGCGUGACUUGCACUAUGGGAUCCUAUGUUGUGGAUGCCCUGGGGUGUGUGCGUGAUUCUGUUGCCACUAUGCCAACCACAGUGCUCGGUGCAGACCUUACCGUAGUCUCUGCGGCAACCAACAACAGCGACGACAAAAGUAUCGCCGUGGUCUCCAUGAGAUCGUCGCUCGUGCUCGACCCGACCCUUUCUCCAGAAGACUUGGGUUCGCACGUCGCAGUGGAUCUCUUGGCAACGAACCGCUCCUCCCCGCUGAACGCUACCCUGGCCGUUUGGAGUGCAGCGCUGAGCUCAGACCUCUUGCCAAUUGCAGCCAUCACAGCUGCAGUCAGUGCAGGCCUAGCAGUCGGGGCUCCUGUGGCUGCAUUUUCGGCCUUGGCCGAACUGGCGCUCGGUUCACUCAGCGUGAAUGAGAGCAUUGCCGGCAUCACACAUGUGCUGAUGUCCAGCGUGAACGACACGGCCAGGCUUACUAGCAUCCUAGGCGCGGCCUUAGAUGCUGUCUCUUCCACGGCCCUGAUGCAGUCCAUGCCCGAUUCUGUUGGAUCUCGGCGCUUGGCCACGGACACAGCGGCAAGCAUGGGUGACACAGUUGCCGAGACCGCCAACAGCAUUGGGGGCCAGCUUCCAACACAGGAGACAUCAGUUGAGCUUUCUCGCAUCCAUGACGGGGCGCUCCUUGCCGGCAAAAGCCUACUUUUUGCAGACACAGCUGUGGCUUAUGCACAGACGCGCUGGUUGGGGCUGCCGCUGCCGCAGCUCUCCACAGCACGGCAGGGUCUGGCUAACGUCAUUCGGCAAGCUGCUGAGGGCGCCUACGAAGCAGGACUGUCGAUUGCCAGCCGGUCAAGAAGCCUGCUGGAUGUGGCUCAGCAGAUGGGGAACACCUUGGGCGACUUGCAUCCAGAUCGGGGGGCGGCAGCAGCUCAUUCGUUGGGCCUGGAGUUCGGCCUCUCCCCCAUUGAGGCACUGCAGCUAGCCGCUGCCACGGCUUUUCACCUCCAUGUCGGCCGUUGUGCAGACACGGCUUUUCGCUGUCUGCCCUGGCGCCUCAUUGCCAUCCGGGACUCGGGCCGAUCCAUGGCAAACUUGCUGAGAUGGCGCUCGGGGCCGCACGCAUUGGAGGCAGGACACAUGGCACUGGCGGCUGCAGCGGCCGCAGAAAACUCCCUUUCUGGCCUGGAGGCCGAUUUGGAGGCCAAGCUGGCCGCAGCCGCCGGAGCCAUGUCCGUCUUCGGCCUGACAGAGCAAGACAUGAGCCUUCACGCACCAACACUCGCGGGUGCAGACGUUCCUAUCGACGCGGCGCGUUCGGCCUGGAUGCUAGGCAUGUCCGAAAAGGCGGAUCGAGUUUUGCAGGUCUUGCAGGGCACCACAGAGACGGGUGCUGCCUUGGCAAUCCGUCUGGGCGAAGACCUCAUGUCAGAAGUCUCUCCUUGGGAAGGGCGUCUCGCCGUGGAGUGGGCCAUGAGCACCGGAGGAAACAGUCAGAGGAGCUCGCGCAGUGUGGCCGCGAUGUCUGCUGCUCUCCUUGCUGGUGCGACGGCCGGUGAUCUGCUCGGGGCCUUGAACUCUGCAAAUGUCGUGCCGGUGCAGAGGAGAAGUCCGAACUCCGUGGCGGCCGCCGUGGCAGCAGCGUUGCCUAGUGCGGAGGCAUCUGCACGCUGCGCUGUUUCGCAGGCCAUCGCCAUCUCGUUUCAACUUACGACCGUCGAGGCUGCGCGAGCAGGAGCUUUGGCGACGGGAUUUGACAUGGCUCAGUACAGCGUGGUGCUGCAGGCCGUAUCAGAGGCCUCCGACAGCCCAGGCUCCUUCAGCUCUGACGUGGCUCCCGUCUUGGGAGCCUUGAACGGCACGGACAUGCAGCAGUUGAGUUUGGCUUUCGCUGUGUUUAUGGGGCGGUUCUCCUGGGAGGGUGACCUAACGACGCCGCUGGCCUCCGCCCUUCGCGCGACAGUAGGAGACGAAGAUCCUGGCCUGGAGCACGAUACGGCGCUGCUGUCGCCGUUGGCCGUUUGCGUUGGAGCUGAGCUGUGGGAGCUGGUGGCAGCGGUGCAGAUGGCACGGGACGGCACCUCCCUGAAGCAUGCCUCCAUGGUUCUUGGCCAGGCUGCCUUUCUGACCAGCCAGGCUGCAGACAGUUCCAUCUUUCAAGUUGCUUCGAUCCAAGCUGCUGUGAAGCGAGCUCAGCGGAGAAGGGACGAGGCCGCAGGCAUGUGGACGAUCGGCUCUCAACACCUUGCGGUCACGCCGGUUGCCGCUCUCUCGGCCUGGAGGGCACUCAGGGAUGGAAACGACACCGCUUCGCUUGUGCAGAAGGUGGAGCAGGCCGUCCUGAACUUGACAGGCGGCAGGGACAACGAAACGCUGGCUUCUGCAGCGCACUUCGCCGCGGCCUACGCCGGCUUCAGCGCCGACGACGCUUCGCAAGCUGUUUACCAGGUUGCUGGCAGCACCGGAUUCCCAGGGCUGCUUGCAGCAUCAUGGCCGGCAGGGGUGCCCGUGAUGUCGAGCCUUCAAAACCCAUCCUCAUCCGCUGUCCGGGCCACAACCGCGGCCUUGGCCCUUGCGAUGUCGGACGGCACAGUUGAGAGCUCCAGUCAGUGCCUGAACGGAGCGGCAGGAGCUGUGAUCUGCGAGAAGCCUACCUGGCCCAGCGACACCUGCGCGCUGCAAUUGGGCCUCACGGAGAACUUUACCUGCAAUGCUUUCUGCGCAAGUCAAUCCAGCACAGUUCUGCAGACAAGGUGUCUGGACUUUGCCAUCGCUGCAGCGUCAACCUGUGACGCCUCGAAUUCCACGGUUCUUCCUGACCCAUGCGGCUACGCUGCUACGCUACAGGAUUCGAGUCAGAUGGGCAUUUGCGUUUGCAGUGGCCGCCAGCGUGCCAACAACCACGCCGCCAGCAUUGCAGCCGGACUGGUCCGGAUCAGCGCAGAAGCGCAGGUGAUGAGCCUUCUGGGUGGUAUUGCUUACCAUGUCGUCGCUCCAUGGCGCGUCAUCUCGGCUGCAGCGCUGCAACUGCAGGCUGGCGCAACUUCAGCACAGAUUGCUGAAGCAGUCAACGUUGCUGCAAACAGUGAAGGCGCGUUCAGCAUCUCCGGUGAACAGGCUGCCUAUGCCGGGCACUUCUUGGCGUCUUCUCUUGGUCUGAACGGAAGUUCUUCUCUUGCAGCUGCUGUGGAGGCCGCCAGUCUGAGGGACCCAACGGGAAGGCUGCAGCACCUCACGGCGGUGCUGGCAUUCCGCGGAGUUCCUGCAGAAGAGGCCCUCAACCAGACGAUCGCCGCGAUGUUGUCGGCUCUCCCGCAAGACUCAACCGAAGCGCUCAUUCAGGGGGUCUGGUGGUACCAGCUCUUCCUGGAGGGGGCCGUCCGGCCAUGGCGUCUUGGCGACCUGAGAGAUGCCUUCGAAGGCGUGGCGCCGAGCCAGUUUGCCCUGCUGGAUGCAGCGGCCCGGACACGGGCCGUACUGGUGGCAGAGAGCGGUGUGACGCUAGGUGAUGCUGUGGUCACGAUUGCAAGUGCAACCAAUCAUACAGGGCCGGAGGAGGUUCAACAUGCCGCUUAUGCUGCUGCACUCUUGGCAUACCUGAGCACAGAGGAGGCUGCUGCGGCGGUUGCCGGUGCCGCUUCGGCUCUUGAUGCAGACGAGACGAGCGCUGCGGUGAGAUUGUUGAACUAUUUCCUUGCGAGCGGAUACAACAUCAGCCAGGCGUCUGCGAUCGUCUCGACGGCGGGUUUUGGCAGCCAAGAUGCAGAUCUUCAGACUGCAGGCUCUCACUUCCAGGAGCUCUUCCCGCCACGAUCCGUUUGGCAGCCAGCCCUGGAUCAGUGGAAGCUUCCCACAGGAUUGCCAACGGGCGGAUCAGCUGUAGCCAUCGGCAAGGUUCACGAGCCCUUCUUGAUUCAGGGCCUGGCCACUGUCUUUCAGGUUACCCCAGCCCAGGUUUUUCUUCGCUCGUUCUCUCGCCGGCUGUCGUCGAGGCACCUUGCAAGGCGUCUGUCGGAGCUGCCCAAGUGCAACAUCGACUUUGUGAUCGAAAUCGGCGCAAGCGAUGAUGCCGUGGUCCUUUCGCAGCGUGUGGCGGAAUUCGCCGCUGGGUCAUCAGCCCUUUACACGCAGUUCGAGCAAUCUGUGCAGCAGGAGCUGGAAGGAGCCGGACUGGAAAUGCCCAGCUGCUUCCGAGAUGGAAAAGUCGCAGUCGCAAAUGUGGAGGUUGUUGACAACUUCGUGCUUCCCGAAUCGGUGUGGCUGGCUGAUUCUGACUGGAGUCAGUGCCAAGAUCAGUGCAUCGCCGAGUCGAUCCAGACCAGAAGUCUCAUCUGCAGCACCGGCAACGAGUUUGCAUGCAACUUAUCAGGCACACGGCCUUCGACAGAGCGGCCUUGCGAGAACUUCGAGAACUGCGCCUUUGAAUGGGCAUGCCCACUCGGUGGGAAAGCCAGCGACAUGGAAUGUCACGAGCAGAUCCUCCUGCUUGUGGGCAUCAUAGUUGCUGGGCUGCUCGCUCUUUGGUGCUGUUGCUGCCUCGCCUAUCGUUUUGCUCGCGCCUUCAGGCCUGUCGCAGGUCAGCUGAAGCUGAUGACCCCAAAGGGGGAGGCCAUGAAGGUCAAUUUCUACAUCGUCGAGGAGAGCGAGGUCCGUGUGGACAAGACAAGGACCACUCAAACGCAGGACUCCUCAGCUGCCUCGAGUGCUCUGGGGAGAGGAUGGUCGCACGUGAGCAGCAGAACUUCGCAAAAGGAAGUGAAGUCUCACGUGGUCUGGGAUGUGGACGUCGAAAAGGCCAAAACGAUGGAGUUCCACGAGGGCAAGAUGACGAAGCUCCAGAAGCUCGCAGGGGCCAAUGCAUCACAGCAAGAAGUUCUCCAGCGCCUUCCUGAAGUACUCGACACGACGCAGCAGGAUGAGUACAGGACGAAGCAGAUGCUGCGCGAACAGGAGGAGGAGGCGAUCAGAAGAGCCGAAACGACUGCUGACCCGGAACAGGGGUCGCCCGUGGCGAAGAUCAUGUCGGUGAAGAGUGGCAUUUCCGCUUCGCAGAUGGAGGCAGCACUUGGCAUUGGACCUUAUGUGAAAGAAGAACGAGUGGAGUACUGGUCAGCCACGCACUGCAAGUGGUUGGCAGCAUUCGCCGAAUCUCAUGGCCCCCAUCCCAGCACAGGCUCCAUCUGCUAUGAGAUCAAGCUGGCAGGGAGCACGCAGAGACGGCUGCAUGUUCCGCUCGAGAAUCUGCGGUCGCCGAUUCUUAUGGGGGAGCCCGUUUCCGCAUGGUCUUCGAAGGAUCGUCGCUGGCAUCUCGCUGAGGCGGGUCGAGCGGUCACAGCAGUGGCCUACAAGGUCGUAGCAGCAAACCUGGCGAAGAAGGACCCCGUCUUCGACAACUUGCAGCCACACUUUGUAUGGCGCCGCUUCGAGGAAGGAAUGCCCGUGGAAGUCUACAGGAAUCCCACGCUAGGCUGGGUUUCAGCAAAGGUGGUCAGAGAUGCUGAGAUGACAGACAAACCCUACGAGGAAGCUAUAGACAAAGGACGCCCUCCCAACUGGUUUCCUGUGCUCGUGGAGUAUGCAGACUCGGGGAUGAAGGAGGAUGUUCCAGCAUACCUUCUUCGUCGGGAAUGCAUGUCCUUGUAA
Symbiodinium sp. CCMP2592 is the source of this 8154-nucleotide messenger RNA. Lineage: Eukaryota; Dinophyceae; Suessiales; Symbiodiniaceae. The record is from the annotation of a GenBank genome assembly.